AUGACGUGGGGAAAAGGGCUUGGAUGUGAUUUCGUGAAAAGGAGCUGUUUGUCGUGGAUGAAGAGUAAAAAUGGACCGUAUCCCUUCUGCACGCAGGAGGGUGACAUGACAUGCAAUGCGAAUCGCAAAUCAAAGGUUUACUGCAAUUUUAUCGAGGGAAUGACUAGCCCAUCUCUGUUUGAUUACAACAUACCAGGUCUUUAUACAAAUAGCAAAGGAAAAGCGACACAAGGCGCCGGUGGUGAAAUUACUGCCGACUACUGCCCAUAUUAU
Molecule: messenger RNA, 273 nt
Organism: Ostertagia ostertagi
Lineage: Eukaryota; Metazoa; Nematoda; Chromadorea; Rhabditida; Trichostrongylidae
Source: the annotation of a GenBank genome assembly